This is a messenger RNA of Ilex paraguariensis (yerba mate), 405 nucleotides long. NCBI's taxonomy places the organism in Eukaryota, Viridiplantae, Streptophyta, Magnoliopsida, Aquifoliales, Aquifoliaceae. The record is from the annotation of a GenBank genome assembly.
AUGGACAGCACAAAAAAUUCAGUCAUGGCAGCUGUGGGCUAUCUGGCUCUAUGUCUUCUUGUUCUUGCUACUUCUGUCAAAGCUUUUACUGAAAUUGAAACUGGUCUUCCAUGGCCUCUUCCAAUAAUUUCAUGUGAAUGUGAUCCCCAUAAUGAGCUCAACCGUGGCAGUUUUCCACGUGGAUUUGUAUUUGGUGCAUCAUCAUCUGCUUAUCAGUAUGAAGGUGCAUAUAAUGAGGGAGGUGCAGUAGCCGAUGGUAGUAAUGGACAAAUAGCUGCUGAUUCUUAUCAUCGCUACAAGGAAGAUGUGGAGGCCAUAAAGUUCAUGGGUUUAGAUGCCUAUAGAUUGUCAAUCGAAUGGUCCAGAAUAUUGCCAAGUAAGCACAGAUUUUCACUGCAUUUUUGA